Messenger RNA from Trifolium pratense (red clover), 2634 nucleotides. Its product is annotated as sulfate transporter 1.3-like. Gene Ontology annotation, molecular function: secondary active sulfate transmembrane transporter activity. Lineage: Eukaryota; Viridiplantae; Streptophyta; Magnoliopsida; Fabales; Fabaceae. Gene Ontology annotation, biological process: transmembrane transport. Bases 361 to 2328 code for a protein of 655 amino acids. Gene Ontology annotation, cellular component: membrane. The record is from RefSeq and is a predicted model, not a curated record. The transcript has 15 exons.
UGUUGGUCUCUAGAUUUGACAAAGGAAACUUACACAUAUUAAAUGAAUGGAUUUAAUUUUUCUGUCUCUCGUUUUCAAACUUCAUGACUUUGUGAUUUUCAAAGUCAAAGGAACACAUUGCUGGAUUGAUUGUCAUGUUUUUAUUGUUUGCUAGUCUUCUUGUGUUAUGCUAUAACCAAAUUGGUCGAUGACCACAUGACUUAAGAAAAUUCCAUGCUUGAGAAGAUUGACUCAAAGAUAAAGUCAUUGCAGCUAUAUAAUCUAAUAGCUUCUCAUAAGAAGACAUUGCAUAUUGAACCAGUUAGGCAGUGACCAUUCAAAUCUUUCUGUUCAGAGUGAAGGUCACUGUUGAUAUCUUCAAUGGAUUCACCAACUGAUAAAGAUAUGGAAAAAAAGAUGGAUGAGGGAAACUUGUCACCUUCAUAUGAUCAACCACCAUAUGCAUACAAAGUUGCAAUUCCUCCAAAACAGAACUUAUUCAAGGAAUUUCAAUACACUGUAAAAGAAACAUUAUUUGCUGAUGAUCCUCUAAGAUCUUUCAAAGACCAAACUAAAUCAAGAAAGUUACUCCUUGGUAUUGAGUUCAUAUUUCCUAUACUUAAUUGGGGGAGAAGUUAUAAUCUUAAAAAAUUUAGGGGAGAUAUUAUAGCUGGUCUCACUAUUGCAAGUCUUUGCAUACCUCAGGAUAUUGGAUAUUCCAAGCUUGCACAUUUGGCUCCACAGUAUGGACUGUAUUCAAGCUUUGUUCCACCAUUGAUUUAUGCUUUCAUGGGUAGUUCUCGCGAUAUAGCAAUAGGACCAGUGGCAGUGGUUUCUCUCUUGUUGGGGACAUUGCUUAGUAAUGAGAUUGAUCCUGUUACACAUGCAGCAGAAUAUCAAAGACUUGCUUUUACAGCCACAUUUUUUGCUGGGAUUACACAAGCAACACUCGGGGUUUUUAGGUUAGGUUUCUUGAUUGAUUUUCUAUCCCAUGCUGCUAUUGUUGGUUUUAUGGGGGGUGCUGCUAUCACUAUUGCCCUUCAACAGCUAAAAGGUUUUCUCGGCAUUAAAACUAAAAAUUUCACAACAAAAACAGAUAUUGUUAAUGUGUUGCGUGCAGUAUUCUCAUCAGCCGAACAUGGAUGGAACUGGCAAACAAUAUUAAUCGGAGCUAGCUUUUUGAGUUUUCUUCUGGUCGCCAAAUUUAUUGGAAAGAAGAACAAGAAACUCUUCUGGGUGCCAGCGAUUGCGCCAUUGAUAUCCGUUGUGUUGUCCACUUUUUUUGUAUUCAUAACACGUGCAGAUAAGCAAGGAGUCGAAAUUGUAAAUCACAUAGAGAAAGGGAUCAACCCUUCAUCUGUUCAUAAAAUUUAUUUUACCGGUGACUACCUUGGGAAAGGUUUUAAAAUCGGCGUCACGGCAGGCAUGAUAGCACUAACUGAAGCCAUAGCUAUUGGAAGAACAUUUGCAUCUAUGAAGGAUUAUCAAUUGGAUGGAAACAGAGAAAUGGUGGCAUUAGGAACAAUGAAUGUCGUUGGUUCGAUGACCUCCUGUUAUGUGGCAACUGGUUCUUUCUCUCGGUCGGCAGUAAACUACAUGGCUGGCUGCCAAACUGCAGUCUCCAAUAUUGUGAUGUCAGCGGUUGUGUUUUUAACACUAGAAUUUAUAACUCCUCUUUUUAAGUACACUCCGAAUGCCAUUCUCGCCUCCAUCAUCAUUUCUGCUGUCAUCAGCCUUGUGGACUAUCAGGCAGCAAUUUUGAUUUGGAAGAUUGAUAAAUUCGAUUUUGUUGCUUGCAUGGGAGCAUUCUUUGGGGUUGUUUUCAUCUCGGUCGAGAUAGGACUUCUAAUUGCUGUUUCAAUAUCUUUUGCAAAGAUCCUCUUACAAGUGACAAGGCCAAGAACUGCUAUUUUGGGAAAGAUUCCUAGGACAACUGUCUAUAGAAACAUCCAACAAUACCCUGAAGCUAGUAAGGUUCCUGGUGUAAUGAUUGUAAGAGUUGAUUCUGCAAUAUAUUUUUCCAACUCCAACUAUGUUAAAGAAAGGAUAUUAAGAUGGCUAACAGAUGAAGAAGCAGUGAAAGGAGACUACCAUACAAGAAUUCAGUUUUUGAUAGUUGAAAUGUCACCUGUUACUGACAUAGAUACCAGUGGCAUCCAAGCCUUUGAAGAGUUACAUAAAAGUCUUGAGAAAAGAGGUGUUCAGCUUGUUCUGGCAAAUCCUGGUUCAGCAGUGACAGACAAACUUUACACAUCAAAUUUUGCUAACAUAAUUGGAGAGGACAAGAUUUUCCUCACUGUUGCAGAAGCUGUUGCAUAUUGUUCUCCAAAGCUAGAUGUGAACCCAUGAAAAAUUCAGUUAGGAGAGAAAAUUGGAAUGUGAGAAUGAUGAAAUGGACAAUAUACUGUAGCAUAGUAGUUGUAGUAGAUUGUAGCAAAGUCAAAAAGGGUGAAAGAUACUAACUAAAGAUGAGAUAUGAUAUGAUAUCACUAACAAAAAGUUAGUGAAAAGGGGACUAUAUUAUAUUAGUGCUACAGGGAUUCUUAUCCUAAAGUGAGGAAAUGAAAUUAAAGAAAAUAAAAGAAAUGUAAAAGGUGCAUCAGUUGUGCACUCACAAUAAUCAUUAGUUAGUCCCCUAGUUUUGUCUUUGAUAUA